Talaromyces rugulosus is the source of this 2358-nucleotide messenger RNA. RefSeq lists its product as uncharacterized. Bases 1 to 2358 code for a protein of 785 amino acids. The transcript is spliced from 2 exons. Gene Ontology annotation, biological process: regulation of DNA-templated transcription; chromatin remodeling. NCBI's taxonomy places the organism in Eukaryota, Fungi, Ascomycota, Eurotiomycetes, Eurotiales, Trichocomaceae. The record is from RefSeq and is a predicted model, not a curated record. Gene Ontology annotation, cellular component: chromatin; nucleus.
AUGGCCACCCCGCCACCCGAGGGCGCCGCCGUCCUCAAAGAGGGAAAGCCGCUAGCUGCUCCGGCUCUCAAUGAUGUGACUCCUGCCUCGUCACUUAACAGGUCGCCCGACUCGCUAUUGAAUGGGAAAGUCGAAAAGGCCGCGCUCAAUGCUGCGGCUGUCGAUGCAAAUAAGGAAGCCGCGCCGACUCUGAACGGGCAGGACGCCGCCCAGUCACCGCUUGCCAAUGGCGCCAAUGGCAAACCUGCCGUGCCUGACUCACCGGCCCCUGACAAUAACAACAAUGGCAUUGACAGCAUCAAAGUUGCGACGACAAAACCAGAUCCUGACGCCAAGUCGCCAGGAAUUGCGCCAAAAGAAGCAACCGACUCUCCAGCCGCGGCCAAAUCCGAGGACGUCGAGUCUGCUGCCGACGAUAUAAAACCCGCACCCGACACCACCGACACAAAUCAUCUGGAGGUGCAAACUUCGCUGCCCCACCACCCAACGCCUGUCAAGGAGUCCCCCUCUGCCGACCACGAAAUGAUUGCCGACCAAGAAAUGAUUGAUGCUCCGCUUUCUCCCGCCAAGGUCUCGCGCCAGCGAGAGGUGGAUUCUGAAGAGGAACCUGCUGCCAAACGCACCAAGACCAACGGCGAGGAUGCCAGUCCUAAAACUACACAGGCUCCCCCCAUGGCUGAUCAAGUGCAACCUUCACCACCUUCACCUGCCCGCACCAUGUCUGGAGAAAUCACCCCUCUGCGACAAAAGUUCCUUGUAAAGGCACUCACCAACAUCAAGAGAGCGAACGAUUCGCGCUUCUACCGAGAACCGGUAGACCCGGUGAAAUUGAAUAUCCCAAGCUACUUCACCGUCAUCACUCAGCCCAUGGAUUUGUCCAAGAUCGACGACAAAUUGAAGAAGGGUCAAUAUACCGCGGUGGAACAAAUAGUGGCCGACGUGGAGCUGAUGACUGGCAAUGCCGCGCGGUUCAAUGGCCCGGACCAUAUUGUCUCUCUUGAGGGAUCUCGACUGAAAGGUCUGUUCCAGAAGCAAUUGGAAAAGCUUCCACGGCCUGAUGAAGUGGAGGAGAAGAAGCCAAAGAAGUUGCCCAUCCCCAAGGAACACAUUCCACGCCGCGAGCCUCGCGUCGCCACUCAACCCCCUCCAAAGCAAAACAAUGCUACCUCUCCAACCUUCGCAUUGAACCCAGAAGGACUACCCACUAUUCGUCGCGAUUCUACCAACCCUGAUGGCCGUCCGAAGCGCGCCAUUCACGCUCCCAAACGUGAUCUUCUUUAUUCUGCCAAGCCCAAGAAGCGGAAGUUUCAGUAUGAACUGAAGUUCUGCAAGGGCAUUUUGAGCGACUUGUAUGACGACAAGCUUUUCCUUCUCGCCAAUCCCUUCUACUACCCCGUUGACCCCGUCGCUUUGAAUAUCCCGACUUAUCACAGCGUUAUCAAGAAGCCUAUGGAUCUGUCGACCGUCCAGACCAAGUUGAAUGCCGGCCAGUACGAAAACGCCAAGGAAUUCGAGGCUGAUAUCCGUCUGAUGUUCAAAAAUUGCUUCAAAUUCAACAUCCCUGGUGACCCCAUCUACCAAGCUGGACAGAAACUAGAAGAGUAUUUCAGUGCCAAGUGGGCCAACAAGGACGCCUGGCUUGAAGAAAAUGAUCCGGACAACCAUCAGAGCGGUUCGUCCGAUGAGGAUAGUGAAGAAGUAGAAAGUGAAGAGGAUGGCGACCAAGAAAAACUUCUGGCUUUGCAGAGGCAAAUUGCUGAAAUGUCCAAGCAAGUUGAAGCAAUCACGCAGAAGAAGAAGAAAACCCCGCCAGCAUCGAAGAAGACAGCCAAAUCCAAGUCCGGCAAAAAGGACUCUAAAAAGAGCUCCAAGGGUGAUAAGAGGUCUAAACACGGCAAGUCGGACAAGCGCAACGUGACGUACCAUGAGAAGCAAAUUAUCUCGAAUGGAAUUAGUACCUUGCCCGACAAGAAGAUGCAAGAGGCUCUCCGAAUCAUCCAGUCCAACGUCCCAGCUCUCAAGGGCACCCAGGAGACAGAAAUUGAGCUCGACAUUGAUGAGCUUCCCAACGAAGUUCUCGUGCUGCUGUUGAAAUUCGUUAAGAAGAACGCUCCCCAGGUAAUGGAGGAUGAGGAUAUGUCUGCUCCGAUCUCAUCAACAGCGGUGCAGUCGAAGCCCAAAAAGAAUAAGCCGAUGAGCAAGUUCGAGCAGGAAGCUCAGAUCAACAUGCUGCAGGGUAGCCUGUCUCGGUUCCAGGGUGGCGGUGCGCAGCACUCUCCAGAACCGAUGCGUUCUGUCGAGGCCGAUGAUAGCUCUGACGAAUCUGACGAUGAUUCCGAAGAAAGCGAGGAGGAGUAA